This is a messenger RNA of Psilocybe cubensis, 1332 nucleotides long. RefSeq lists its product as uncharacterized. The coding region runs from base 1 to 1332 and encodes 443 amino acids. The record is from RefSeq and is a predicted model, not a curated record. The transcript has 4 exons. Lineage: Eukaryota; Fungi; Basidiomycota; Agaricomycetes; Agaricales; Agrocybaceae.
AUGGACGAACAGAAUCACGCGCAGACAUUGCAGGCACUAGAAGUGUUUAUUAGUACCCAGAGGACGUUGCUUGCUCAACAACGAGCAGAUAUAGAGAGACUCCAACGGCUCAAAGUCGAUAUAGUCCAAAGGCCUUCUCACUUCCUUUCUAAUCUCAGCAACGAACUCGACGACAAUGCAUUUAGGCUGAGUGAACAGGCCAGCUGCAGGCUCACCCUGCCAAAAGACAUCGACUGGGCAGUAUUUGAAAAGUCUGGUACGUUUCCAUUCCUCGCAAUCCUUCAAAAUUUCAUCGAACGAUCAACCGACCGAACUCAACCUACAGACACUGGUCCCCUGCGCACCCUGGCACAGUGCAAGCGCGACGAGAUAGCUUCACGUGCCCAGCCCUCGCAGACUCAACGUCCCUCUUCACUUUCAGACCUCCAACGCUUCGUCAAGCGCUCCCGGCGCACCAUUCUCGACCCCAUCCUAGCUCGCUUCGCCGCUAUGUCUCCCGAGCCUGAAAGCAGCAGCGAAGAGGAACUUGAUCCCAUUGAACGUCAGCGGCGGCUCGAGCAGCAGAAAAUUCGCGAGUUGAAACAAAGAAAGAUCCGCGGUGGGUGUGCGCUGCGUAUGCCACUGUCAAGCAAGGCAGGCUCGAUGGGAGUGUUUAUUCGAGAGGACGUUGCGGAGGAGGCAAUGGCUCUGGACGUGUCCAUUGACGACGACGAUGGAGAAAAGGGAACCAUCACGGCGACGCCGCAAUUUGACGUGGAGAUGGAUGCGAGUGAUGGAGAGGUCCCGCUACCGCCGCCGAUGGGCAAGCAGCUUCCUAUUCCACCCAAGAUCAAAAAAGUGUCGUCUUCGUCAGCCAGCACCCGAGUCCACCGUGGUGGAAAGAAGAACCUCCCUCCUCCACCCGUUUUCGACGAUGAUGAUGAUGACGAUGACAUAUCUCCUUUCGCGCCCCUACCCGACAACCCUCCUGCCCCUCGGAAAAAGACCAAACCAAAAGCGUUGGCUAAAACCAAAAGGAAGAAGAACGAUUUCGAAGAUGGAAGUGAGGACGAUGAUUACUAUGGCGCCGAUCCUGCAGAGGAAAUAAAAACGAAAAGUAAAGCACGAGGAAAUGGAAAGCCCAAACCAGAGACGUACAAGCAAGCCUGGUCCGAAUCCGAGCAGAAUUUACUUGAGCAAUUAUUGGAGCAAAUACCCGAGGGAGAAAAGUUCCGGUGGCAGAAGAUUUCACGCGCAAUGGGUGGCAGGAGGACACCGAGACAGGUCGCAAGCCGUGUGCAAAAGUAUUUUGAGAAGCUGAAGAAGUUUGGACUGAUGAUUGACGGCGAUUGA